Messenger RNA from Haemonchus placei, 1020 nucleotides. Lineage: Eukaryota; Metazoa; Nematoda; Chromadorea; Rhabditida; Trichostrongylidae. The record is from the annotation of a GenBank genome assembly.
AUGUCGUUCCGUGAAGAUGCAGAGGCCGCAGUCAACAGGGAAAUAUGUAACUUGACGCCAGAAAAAUUACGCCUUACCGGCAAAGAGUCGGGGGACCAGGCAGUAGAACCGUCCGUCAACGAAAAGAAUCAUGAGUUGAAUCGCUUAAGCUUGAUUCAAAUAGUUAUAUUCUUCCAGUUUACUAUAGCAGCUGCUCUUACGAUCUUUGCCGUAGUUGGUGUAUCGGUGAACCAGCCCAUAGGAUUCAUUCUUCUUCUCGCUCUGUUGCAGUUCCUAAUCACCGUUCCUGGCUUCGCUUACUAUUUCACAAGGAAGCCAGCCCAUUUCUUCGCAUAUCUACUGCUUCAAGCGAUUACUGGGGGAAGUGAAGUGAUCUGGUUUAUCUAUAGUGUAAUUACAAACACUUAUACAGUUAUCCAUCUACUGAUUCUUAUUCUCUUGAUUUGCGUUCAGACCGUAGCUCUCCUCGCUGCUACUAUACUCAAACAUGUUCAUAUAAACCUAAGCGAUGAAGCAUCGACAAAAAUGGAAACGAGACGUGGGCGUAGGCGUAGAGGAAGCAGCAAGAGCAGCGGUAGUGGAAGUGGGAAGCGUGGAAGAAGAGUUUCGAGAAGUUCCUCGCAAGAAGACGGGACGUCAAAAGUUGGAGAGAUUUCGUCUCCAUCCUCUCCACCUCGCAAACGAUUUUCUCGAGACCUUGAGCAGGGUCCAGAUAAAAGUAUCCGAUCAACUGGGCGGAGAAAACUUCUAGGAGAUUCGAUGCUCAAUGUCAAGGAAGGCCGUAGAAGGAUUCUGGAGUUGGCGCAGCAACUGAGGGACAGGCAGGUGUUGGGCCGAAGACAUAGUGACCCGUCGUUGAAUGCUAAAAAUGAUGAGAAAAGUGAGAAAAGUGUGAGGAAAUCAAAAAGCACCGAAAGUAGUUCCCUGGGUAGAAGGACUGCACCCGAAACAUUGCCGACUCCAAUACCGACUGGCCAGCAGUCGCCUUUUCAGAACGUGAGCUCAUCAGAAAGUAUAUGA